AGGGGGUGCACAGAGGGGCCUCUGUAGGGGGGCACCCACAAAUCUUGCACCCCAAGAGCCUCCCAGUUUGCUCUCCAUCUUCUUCCCAGCUACAGCAAUGAUGAUGGCCGGAGGAGGCCUGGCCCAGGUUCCGGUGGCCUUUGCGGACGUGGCGGUCUACUUCUCUCCCGCGGAGUGGGCGGAGCUCGCGGAGUGGCAGAAGGAGCUCUACCAGGACGUAAUGGCCGAGAACUUUGAGCUGGUCUGCUCUCUGGAGUGCCUGCUCUCCAUCCCGGAGCUUCUUUCCCGGCUGCUGCGAUGGGAGGCCCCGCCUGCCGCAGAGACCCCUCAACCACGAGGCAUAAGCAACUCCCCACAGAAGCAGGAGGAGCCCCCAGUCACUAUUGUCACGCUGAGUGAGCAGCCGGAUGAAAACGGGCAGCCCGACUCUCCAAAGGCAGCCGGACCCAAGGCUUUGAAAAGGGCCCGCCUUCGCCGCCCCAGAACAGCAGAGAAGGGCCCCGAGAAGGGCCCCCCUCUGAGGCUGCCACCCCAGAAGAGGGAGAAGCCCUACAAGUGCCCCAAGUGCCAGCGCAGCUUCCUGUACCGAGUGGCCCUGAUCGCUCACCGGCGCCUCCACGUGCGGAAGUGGCCCCGGAUCGGGCCCCCGAGUGCGGGGCGGUCCCCCUCCUCUCCCUCUUCCCCACGCUCACCGCCCGACCCGGUGGUGCCACAGGAGGGCCGCUCGGGGUCCGGCGCCACCAGCCCCUUCGCCUGCGCUCCGGGUGAGGGGGGGCCGCUGCCCUUCUGGCCCGAGAUGGCCUUGCACCAGCAGGGCCCAGCCGGCCACGGCUUCAACCCCUGGGCCCUGGGCUACGGGCCCCAGCCUUUGCCCGGCCACCAGGCCCCGGGGCUCCACAGCAAUGGGGAGUUCAUCUGCGACCAGUGCGGCUGGAGCUUCCACGGAUGGGAAGAGCUGGUCACGCACCAGAUGGCCCACAUGGCGGCUGAGGGCAUCGCGGGGUCUGUGCCCAAGGCGGGGGCGCUGGCCCAGCUGGCCGCCGACCGUCCUUAUUCCUGCAACCUGUGUGGCAAGAGCUUCCGGCACAAGCCCAACUUGCUGGCCCACCGGCAGGUGCACACGGGCGAGCGGCGGUACCAGUGCCAGGAGUGCGGGAAGUCCUUUGGGAGUAAGGCUUACCUGGCCUCCCACCAGCACAUCCACACCGGGGAGAAGCCCUACGUCUGCGCCCAGUGCGGCAAGAGCUUCCGCCACAAGCCCAACCUCAUCUCCCACCAGAAGAUCCACAGCCGCGAGCCCCUCUCGGCUCCCCAGCAACACCCGCCGGACGCCUUCAAUGGGGAGGCCGCCUUUCCCGGAGCCCGGGCUGUACCGGACCCCCUCGGGGUCGAGGCCUUCCAGGUCCAGCAACAGCGAAUCCUGGCUGCCCACCGGUCCUGCGCUCAGGGGGACUCCCCGCUGCUACCGGCGGCUCUCCCGCUGCCGCCGACCCUCCUGCCCCCACCACUGCUGCCCCCUCCGCCGGCCGUGGACCGCCCGUUCAUCUGCCCGGUCUGCGCCAAGCCGUUCCGCUGCAAGCCCUACCUGGUGGCCCACCUCCGCAUCCACACGGGGGAGAAGCCGUACGCCUGCAGCCGCUGCCCCAAGCGCUUCUCCCAGAAGUCCAACCUGGUCUCGCACGAGCGGCUCCACACCGGCGAGAAGCCCUACGCCUGCCCGCUCUGCCCCCGCGUCUUCAGCCAGGGCUCCAACAUGCGCGCCCACCAGCGCAGCCACCGCAACAUCGUGCCGGUCGAGGUGGCGGAGGGACCCCUGCGGCAGGGAUACGUGACGGCGGCAGCCGGGGCAAUAACAGUGCGGCAGGUCCAGGUCCCGGCCCAGCCCAAUUAGGGGCUCGGUUGGCUCCUCCGUCCGUCCGACCGUC
Messenger RNA from Anolis sagrei ordinatus, 1925 nucleotides. It is a transcript of the gene REPIN1, whose product is annotated as replication initiator 1. Gene Ontology annotation, molecular function: DNA-binding transcription factor activity, RNA polymerase II-specific; RNA polymerase II cis-regulatory region sequence-specific DNA binding. Gene Ontology annotation, biological process: regulation of transcription by RNA polymerase II. The record is from RefSeq and is a predicted model, not a curated record. Lineage: Eukaryota; Metazoa; Chordata; Lepidosauria; Squamata; Anolidae.